This is a messenger RNA of Penicillium robsamsonii, 1455 nucleotides long. RefSeq lists its product as uncharacterized. The transcript has a single exon. The record is from RefSeq and is a predicted model, not a curated record. The coding region runs from base 1 to 1455 and encodes 484 amino acids. NCBI's taxonomy places the organism in Eukaryota, Fungi, Ascomycota, Eurotiomycetes, Eurotiales, Aspergillaceae.
AUGUCUACAGAACAGCCUCGUAUCCCAGAUCGCCCGGCUCUUGGCGAAUCCUGGGUCAUAGCAUCAACUGCUUCUCUUGAAGAAAAAGACCCCACCAAAACCCCAAAUAGCCGGCAUGAAAGCAAAGCAACCACAAAGACAGCCGACCCGGCAUCAGAGUCACUGGCAUCCUCCUCGUCAUCAUCAUGGACCAUAUCAGGCCCAGAGCUCAUCAUGCCUUCUAUCUGCGAAACGCCUAAUUCAGAAGGGUCAUGGGUGGAAUAUAUACGGACUCCGAAGCAGCAAGGCUCAGGAAGCAUGAGAAAACGACGCAAAGUUUCCACGCCGAACGGUGCAAAGCAGCGAGAGCAGGGCCGGACCGGCGCUAAAGCUGGAGAUGCAGAUGCUGGUUCAUCUGCAGAGACGACCGCAGAAGCAGGCCUAGUUGUGAAAUCCAAGUCCAUAUUUCGUGGCCAUACUGCCCUCGUCCGCAAAGCAAUCAAUACAGUCUUGAUCGCCAUCAUAUUGCACCUGCUAGUUCUACCCGAGGUAGUCUACCAAGCCGAAGACCUCUGCCAUAUCUCAAGCAUCAAGACACUCUACCCCGACAGCUGCAUCACCCGCCCGACAUACCCACCACGUAGCGCCUUCCACCCAUCGGCAAUACCCCCAAAAGAAAUACUCGCAAACUCCCAGCGCCAACUGGAAUCCAUAUUCGACACCGCCCUUGAAACCCUCACACCUCUAUCCGCAAUCCUCAAACAAAGCGAAAGCAUGCUAGCCGACCUAGAAUCUCAGCUAAAAUCAACCUUCCCAGACGCUCGCAACGCGCUGGACCUCGAAUUCACCGGCAGCAACCAAGCCGUACAAACAGCAGUAUGGGAGUUUGACUCGCUACGCGCAGACCUGCGCUCAGCAAUCGACAGUCUCCUCGCCUCACGGCCAGCAACCGAAAUAACCGGCACCGCAGCUCUAGACACUCGACUCGCGAUCCAAAUGCGACGACGCGAAGAGUACCUAGACCGACUGCGCUCGCAAAUCCGCAGCAAAGCAGACUCCCUCGGCACGCGAUUCACAACGUUAGAUGACCACCUCGAAGCAGUGGACGGGAUCAUAGCACGUGAAGAACGGCGGAGUCCAACAUUUCACAAGUACGGAUCUUCAUCUGACGAUAGCAGCAGCGACCGGCUAUAUUCCGUGCUCGACUCGCUCCCGCUAGGACCGUUCGGGGCAUAUUUGUUUCGGGGGCGAUCGACAGGAUAUGCAGAUUCCAAUCCGGUUGCAUUGACGGAGUCGUCAUCGUCUGCCGUGCUCUCCACUACCUCCACUGAACCCACACACACCCCCCGGCCCGCAGCCACUCUUGCCCUGCUUCGAGUCGCGGCCACGCACCAUCGUCCCGUUGCUGACUCGGUGUUGCGGUUAUCACGUCAAUUGAGGGAUGUGCAACGUGCGGCUGGGGGCCCCACUUGGUGA